Penicillium cosmopolitanum is the source of this 195-nucleotide messenger RNA. RefSeq lists its product as uncharacterized. The transcript has a single exon. NCBI's taxonomy places the organism in Eukaryota, Fungi, Ascomycota, Eurotiomycetes, Eurotiales, Aspergillaceae. The record is from RefSeq and is a predicted model, not a curated record. Bases 1 to 195 code for a protein of 64 amino acids.
AUGAAUGAGUCUGACUAUGCAUUCCUUUCAACUUGUUUGCCCGGAACAGACCUUGAUGAAACAAAUUGGGAGGGCCAGGAAGAGGAUUUUGGAAUGGUCGACAAUGGUCUUCUCAUGGAAGACCCUGCUGCAAUGGUGCCAGGCACGGAAACUGAAGAUAUAUCUUGCAUUGCUCCAUAUGCGACAAUGAAUUGA